Messenger RNA from Hyalella azteca, 1158 nucleotides. RefSeq names its product malignant T-cell-amplified sequence 1 homolog (gene MCTS1). Lineage: Eukaryota; Metazoa; Arthropoda; Malacostraca; Amphipoda; Hyalellidae. Gene Ontology annotation, biological process: formation of translation preinitiation complex. The transcript is spliced from 5 exons. Gene Ontology annotation, molecular function: RNA binding. Bases 345 to 965 code for a protein of 206 amino acids. The record is from RefSeq and is a predicted model, not a curated record.
GCCAGCCUAAGGAAGGUAGAUGAAAUUGCAGCUUACCUACACAGCUAAAAUUUUUGCCAAGUCAUAAAAUUAUGAACAAUAAAUUAUGCUGGACAAGUGGGGAGUCACUUGGGACAAUAUGGCAGAUACCCAACAAAAUUUACCUAUUUUUUGCUGUUAUUCUGCUAAUGACUAGGCCAUUUGAAUUUAUAUAUGCAGUAUGUGAAGUUAUUAUUGUGAAAUUUGGGAUUGUAUAUAUUAACAGAUACUUUCUCAGUUCGUUUAACUGCGGAUGUGAAUCAAUAUAUAUUAUCUAAUUUUUUCAAUAACAUUUAAUUAUUGCAGUUGAACUAUAAUAACCAACUAUGUUCAAAAAGUUUGAUGAAGAAUCUGUGUCGGGGAGCCAGCAGCUGAAAUCUUCUGUGCAGAAAGCCAUUCACAGGAAACUGGCCGAGGAUUUCCCGCUCAUUGAAGACUAUAUUGCAACCAUCCUGCCUAAGAAAGAUCCUUUUAAGAUAAUCAAAUGUCACGAGCACAUAGAAAUACUGGCAAGAAGUGACGGUGAGCUUCUCUUCUUCCGCCAAAGAGAAGGACAAUGGAUGCCCACCCUUAGACUCCUACAUCAAUGUGAGGCCAACAUCAUGUGUCCGGGCCUCACGUCACCCAUGGCCCGCAUGAGUGAUGUUAAGGAAGGUGAGGCCAACAUCAUGUGUCCGGGCCUCACGUCACCCAUGGCCCGCAUGAGUGAUGUUAAGGAAGGUGAGGCCAACAUCAUGUGUCCGGGCCUCACGUCACCCAUGGCCCGCAUGAGUGAUGUUGAGGAAGGCACGGUGGUGGCUGUGAUGGCGGAGGGCAAGCAGCACGCCCUCAGUGUGGGCAUCACGAAGCUCUCAUCAGCCGACAUCGCGAGCAAGAACAAGGAUGUAGGCGUCGAGAACUGCCAUUAUCUUAAUGAUGGUUUGUGGUACAUGAAGCCUCAUAAGUAAUGCUAAUUAGUACUAAUUAAAUGAUGGUUUGUGGUACAUGAAGCCUCAUAAGUAAUACUAAUUAGUACUAAUUAAAUGAUGGUUUGUGGUACAUGAAGCCGCAUAAGUAAUACUAAUUAGUACUAAUUAUUGUUUUUUUCACCGCAGUGCUCUUUUUUUGGCCUCUUUUGGCCUUUUUUUUGGCUUUGGCCUU